Miscanthus lutarioriparius is the source of this 312-nucleotide messenger RNA. NCBI's taxonomy places the organism in Eukaryota, Viridiplantae, Streptophyta, Magnoliopsida, Poales, Poaceae. The record is from the annotation of a GenBank genome assembly.
AUGGCGGCGCUCCAGGUGCGACUCGGCGCGCUUUCCGCCGCCGCCGCCGCCGAUGCGUUCUCGGUUGGGGAGCACGGGUUGCUGCUUGCGGACCUCAGCCCCGCAAGGCCGCAUGGGAGGAGCGCGUGGCGCUGCUGUAGGGCCUCGCUGCGACGUACUCUGGCAUCUGACGCCCUUCUCGCGUGCGUUGGGGUUGCGGGAGGCGCGCGGACGCCGAGCAUAGGCGAGGGCGCCGGGAGAUGGUAUGUUAUUGCUGAUAUAAUCUAUGAUAGUGCCCAAACCAUGUUGAAGUUCGUGCUUGGUUUUGUUUGA